AUGUGUGUGACUGGAGCCGGGGGUUUCAUUGCCUCUUGGAUUGUAAAGCAGCUUCUCGAGAAGCUACACGGUAACAAUGCCAAGUGUGGACAUCUCAAGCAGCUCCCAGGAGCUGGCGAGAGGCUCAAGCUGUUGAAAGCCGGUGUUCUCGACUACAACCUGGCAGAUGUGUUGGUCCCAGGAAUCACUGGAACGGAGGAUGUGAUGCGUGGUUGCAGUGAGGAUCCUCACUGCAAGAUCAAGCGAGUGGUGAUGACCUCUUCCGGCACCGCGGUCAUGUGUGACUCGGAUCGUCCGGAGGACAAGAUGCGGUGGUACUGGAGUCUGAGAAGACAGCAUGGUCUAGAACUUGUCGUGGUGUGCCUGUGUGAUGUGUUUGGCCCUCUCUUGCAACAGACCAUGAACACUAGCAACGAAUAUCUCAAGUUGUGGAAGGGUGUAACGACCAUUGGCAUUCCUCAUGCCAGAACAUACGAUGGAAUCCCUCCUGAGAAGAAUAAAACUACAGAUCUAAUCAGAGUGGGUGAGCAAAAGAUUGAUCAUGAUGAAGAGUAUAGCAUUAGUGAUGAUAACCAUGAAGAUGCAGAAGAAUCUCUUGAUGAUGUCGUUGUGCGGCAAGGACACUUGUGGUUCAGAGUGACAUAA
Molecule: messenger RNA, 645 nt
Organism: Selaginella moellendorffii
Lineage: Eukaryota; Viridiplantae; Streptophyta; Lycopodiopsida; Selaginellales; Selaginellaceae
Product: cinnamoyl-CoA reductase 1
Exons: 6
Coding region: 1-645 (214 amino acids)
Molecular function (GO): oxidoreductase activity, acting on the CH-OH group of donors, NAD or NADP as acceptor
Source: RefSeq, a predicted model, not a curated record